GCAGAGAAGAAGAAGCAGCUGCGGCAGCGUAUGCGAAAAAGUUUAAAAAUAAACAAAUUCCGUUUUAAAUCAAACUGAUAUUCAAUUUUCCGGGCGCGCAGUUGAUUCGUAGCAGCCGACACAAACACAAACACAAAGAGUCUGAUUAUUAAGCGAAUCGGGCCCAUUUCUGCUGGGACGUCGCCUCAAUAUUGGGAUCCAUAUCAGUUCGUUCUGUUCACUUCGUCGUGGCGCACGGGAAUCAGAAGCCCAGCAGCGCAAAGCUCUUGCAAUGAUUGUCGCACACUUUUUAGGCAUAAGCGGGUCCCUUCCAGAUCCGAGCUUCAGUCAGUUUCAGCGAUAUGCGCUACAUAAAGCCGGAGCCGUACUAUGAAGGGCUUCCACCAUUCAAUGUCAGCGGCAGUCCGUUCAACGUGGUGCCCAUCCACAACUAUCCGGAGCUGAUGAAGGACACUUGCGCCCUGAUCAACGCCGAGUGGCCCCGAUCGGAAACGGCGCGCAUGCGCUCCCUGGAGGCCUCCUGCGACACACUGCCCUGCAGCCUGGUGCUGACCACCGAGGGCAUGUGCCGCGUGAUCGCCCACCUGAAGCUCAGCCCGAUCACCUCAAAGAAGAAGGCAUGCUUCGUGGAGUCCGUGGUGGUGGACAAGAGGCACCGCGGCCAGGGAUUCGGCAAGCUGAUCAUGAAGUUCGCCGAGGACUAUUGCCGCGUUGUGCUGGACCUCAAGACCAUCUAUCUGUCCACCAUCGACCAGGAUGGUUUUUACGAGCGCAUCGGGUACGAGUACUGCGCACCCGUCACGAUGUACGGUCCGCGUCACUGCGAGCUGCCCAGUCUGCAAAAUGCCAAAAAGAAAUACAUGAAAAAGGUCUUAUAGACGUCAACGCCAGUGGUAGUUGGCUUAGCCAAAUUGGGCCAUGCCGAGCCCGAUCAGAGAGUGGCAGUGAACUAGUCAAAUUGGCAAACGCUUGAAAUUCUUUACGGGUUUACCUGCCAGCAGCUGCUCAGAGCCAUAACCUGUGGACGCCAGGCACUCUGCCAAAUGCAGGGAUGAGUGCCACGUUCCUUGAGCGGCCUACGGGGCAGCUACAGCUUUUGAUUCCAUUACACCGAUAAGCAAACAUUCACCAAACGCUUGUGUUGAUUUUUCAAUAUUACUUUCCGCAUGUAUUUUUUAAACUUUUUGGUUCUUUUUGUAUGACAAAGGUGACCCCCGGGCUGUUCGGUACAUGUAUAAGGCUAAUGUUAACCUAAUCCUAACUAUGUUUAGUUAUUAUUAUUUGUUAUGGUUUUGUUCAAGUGUGUGCAUAAUUGCUACUAGAUGAAAAUUUACCUGCCAGCGAUGAUGAUAAUAAGAAGCUCAAGUAUCUUCCAACGAAACAUAGCAUAUAGACAUAUCGAGCCUUAGCAUUAAGCACUAAACAAUAAAAUGCGUAGAAAUGUAA
Molecule: messenger RNA, 1446 nt
Organism: Drosophila elegans
Lineage: Eukaryota; Metazoa; Arthropoda; Insecta; Diptera; Drosophilidae
Gene: Naa80
Product: N-alpha-acetyltransferase 80
Exons: 3
Coding region: 342-878 (178 amino acids)
Biological process (GO): protein acetylation
Cellular component (GO): cytoplasm
Molecular function (GO): acetyl-CoA binding; N-acetyltransferase activity
Source: RefSeq, a predicted model, not a curated record